Molecule: messenger RNA, 1170 nt
Organism: Belonocnema kinseyi
Lineage: Eukaryota; Metazoa; Arthropoda; Insecta; Hymenoptera; Cynipidae
Exons: 1
Coding region: 1-1170 (389 amino acids)
Source: RefSeq, a predicted model, not a curated record
AUGCCACUGGACCUAUGCUUAGUUAUACUUAAAUGUAAGGAAACAUGUCUCGCAAUUCUAGCAGUUUAUAGAAGUCCAAAUGUAGCGCUAUCUUGGGACAGUGAUUUGGAAGGGGCCUUGACUCGUGCCAUCUGUGAAUCAAAUCACAUGGUUUGCUUGGGAGAUUUUAAUAUCAAUGCGGCGGACAUCUCACACACAUGCUGGGCUAGGUUACUUCACACAUCACGCUUUCUAUUGCUCAGGCAGGUUAUCAAAGAACCAACCCGCUCGGACACGAUUUGGGACCUUAUCUUUGUAAGCGACGACCUCCUCCUUUUAGAUUCGGGAGUGGCCAAGCUAUCAAGAGAAUUCGACCACGACUUGAUUUUCUACGACAUAAACCUAGAUCUAUCUACGAGAUCGAGUGUAUACCGCGUACGUAGGGACUUUAAACGUGUAGAUCAAACAGCAUUCAAUGAGGCAGCUAGUCAGGUGGACUGGGCCAGUAUAUUAAAGCACUCUUUAUUAGACGAGAUGGUGGACCGAUUUUCUCAAAUAACGUUAUACCUUAUUAACAGGUUCUGCCCGCUACGUCGCUUUAGAAUAGGUAGACCUAGGCCGCCUUGGUUCUCCGAAUCUGUGAAGAUAAUUUCUCGGGCCAGUGACAGAGCUCAUUACAAAUGGCGCACUUCAAAAACUGUCAUUGAUAGAGAUAAAUAUGUACUUCUCCGUAACCUCGCAACUAGCUCCCUCCGGCGCGAAAAAAGCGGGUAUCUGCCUAGCCUUUCAGAUAGGCUCUCUUCUAAACACAUGUUGGAAAAGGUAAAUCUGGUAGGUGUCUGGUCAGGACAAAGUCAGUUGUCUUGGGGAGAUCUUCCUAUGGACCCCACUAGCAUUAAGUACUUUUUUCUAGAUAUCAUACUAUCAGCGGUAGCCUCAGAUACACUACUCCGCGACCUUCAGUCAUCUGCUACCAACAUUUUACCUAACUCACACAAUACUUCGGUAUUCAAGGAAAUUGACCUUAGUCAUUUGUAUCACGCUAUGAAAUCAUUCACUUCGACAGCUACGGGAUCGGAUGACAUUAAUAGUCCUUCGGUUUAUCUUUGUGUACCUUCAUGCCUUCCUCCAUUAUUAAAUAUCAUGAAUACCUCGUUAAGGCAGGGGAAGUUUCCCUCGGCAUGGAGAUGA